CCAGCCCUUCUCGGUCCCAGCGGCAGCGCAUGGCGGCUCCAGGACAUCCUGCUCGGGAGACAGCGGCAGCCCCAGGCCCAGGGCGCCCUACGUGCCGUGACGCUGCCUCGAGGACCAAGAAGCAAAAGAAGAAAACCCGGGAUGGGUCGUCUGUUGCCAAUGGAAGCGGGAAGACCCCAGAAAAGCAGGCCCCCGAGGAAGCCCCCCUAAGCGCAGAGGCCCAGGCUGAGCAGCUGGCUCGGGAACUGGCCUGGUGCGUGGAAAAGCUGGAGCUGGGACUGAAGAUGCAGAGACCCACCCCUAAGCAGAAAGAACAAGCUCUUGGAGCAAUCCGAACCUUGCGCAGCCAGAGAACCCCCCUGCCCCGGAAGAGGCAGCUGAUGCGCUCUUUGUUUGGGGACUACAGGGCUCAGAUAGAAGCCGAGUGGCGCGAGGCCCUGCAGGCUCUCAGGACUGCUGCCCACUCAGCCCAGGUGCAGCCUGUAAGUGAGGCUGCCAGAAAGAAGAGCCGAAGGGUCUGCAGACCUCGUCCAGAAGGAAGGUCCAAGGGCACCUUGGAUACUUGUGAUGAAGAGUUUAGGUUUAAUUUCUUUUAGCCUCUUCCCUAGAGUGGCCACCUCUGCAGUGGGGCAGGGUUUCUCUGGAGUGCAGCACUUUUCCAGGAAUGCUGUGGGGGCAGAUGGGAGACCUGCAUGUUGGCUGCUGACAAGCCCAGGACCCCAUUUGUAGGUUUUCAGCUGAGAUGUCCCUCCUGCCAGAAUAGGGAGGUUCCUUUAGAUGGUUCUACAGUAGACUGAAGUGAGUGUUCACACUGUGUUGUAGAACAGCUGUCCCCAGCCUUUUUGACACCAGGGACAGAUUUCAUGGAAAACAGUUUUUCCACAGAGAGGGUGGGAGAUGAAACUCAGGUUGUAAUGCAAGCAAUGGGGGGGAGUGGAUAUAAAUACAGAUGACUCUUUCCUUGUUCGCUGUCUUUUCAUCUCCUGCUGUGUGGCCUGGUUCCUAACAGGCCAUAGACCAGUACUGGCCCAGGGGUUAGGGACCCCUGUUAUAAAAGACUCUCAACAGUCUCAGGAGCAGACUUAAGUAGGUAUUGUUAAUAAGGGUUAGUGGGGAAGCUGUAUAGUUGUACACUGGUGCUCACUUAUGGAAGGAUGUCCUCUCAAGUGGUGUGGCGCUCCAUACCAUUGAGUCCCAUUGCUAUAAUAAAACUGUUUCUUAGAAAUGUGGAUAAGCAAAAGCAUGUGCUAACAGUGCUGUUACGGGAAAUGUAGAUGAGGUGGUGUCAGGCACUGCUGGGUGCAGGCUCUCACCCCAGGGCUUGGUCCUUUGUAUUGCCUUCAUUCCUGAGCAGGUGUCAUCCUCAAGGAGCCAGUGUAUCCCCCAGCAGCCCAGGCUUUGUUCUGAGGAACAGGUAGCUUCUUGCCCUAAGAAUCCUAGCCAAAUACCAGCAUUGAAUCUCUGGGCAAGCUCUGAUGUCAGCUGCUCCAGGUGAUAGUCCCAGGACUUCUGCAUUAAGUUGGGUUUUCACGGUGGCUUAAUUCUCUUGUGACUGUGAUGCCAUCUUUGGUAGUGUCUCCCAAACUUGCAGACUAGACAGAGACCCAGAGCCCACCUGCCUACUCAGCAUCUCUGCUUUGGUGUCUCACAGAUAUUUCACACUUGACAUGUUCACAUCUGAUUAGUCCCUAAAUCUAUCUUCUGCUUUCCAGUGAAUUCCACUACUGCCCACCUAGUUGAUUAGGCCCCAAAUCUGUCAUCUCUGCAAAAGGAGUUCCUGGAUCCAGUUCCAAAGAGUGAGUGAGUGUGUCUGUGUGUGUGUGCGCGCACCUUGGCUUCCUCACACCAACAGCAAUUCUUGGAUGUCGGCAGCAUGUCCAAAAUUCAACUCAGUUAUGAUGCUAUCUACCCAGACAGUCAGAUUCCACAGGAAAGUGCUCAACCUCACAAGACCCAGUUCUGCUUCACGCACUAGUUGCAAGUCCAGGUUGUUACCUGUAUUUCUGACCAACUGGCUACAAAUCAAUCAGCUUCCCAUGACCCAGUUCUUAGGUUCAGUUAACUUGCUACAGUGGGUCCCAGAACUCAGGAAAAUUGUUUACUCACUAGAUUACCAGCUUGUCAAUAGGAUGUGAAUAACAAGCAGACGAGAUACAGAGCGCCAGGGAUGAGGAAAGGCAUGGACCUCCAUGCUCACCACCCAGAAGCUCUGCUGGCCUCUAUGGAGGCUUCCUUCACCCAGAAGCUCUGCUGGCCUCUAUGGAGGCUUCCUUCACAGACACCAUCAGUUCAACCUCUAGCCUGUCCCCGCUCCCUAGAGGUAGAAGUUUUUAUCCCUCUAAUCACAGGCUUCAUUCUCCUGCCAGCAAAGUGACACCUGACAUCCCUCUCUACCAAGUGAGGACACACUGAGGUGGCUGUACUUUAGGCCUGGGAAAGAACUGACCAGGAGCUAAAUCAGACAGCACACUGGUCUUGGACUUCUCAGCCUCCAGAAAUGUGAGAAAUAAACUGGAUUUUAAACCA
This is a messenger RNA of Budorcas taxicolor (takin), 2526 nucleotides long. RefSeq names its product chromosome 14 C8orf33 homolog (gene C14H8orf33). Lineage: Eukaryota; Metazoa; Chordata; Mammalia; Artiodactyla; Bovidae. The coding region runs from base 30 to 596 and encodes 188 amino acids. The record is from RefSeq and is a predicted model, not a curated record. The transcript is spliced from 6 exons.